AGCCUGAAUAAUGUUUAAAGUUGAUAAAGUUAAGUCAGCUAAGUACAACAUUAAUGUAUCCUAUUCUGACUCAGACAGCUCAUUUUCGAGAUCCCGGCAGAAACUAUCGAUAGGCCAGCCAUCACCAUUAGUUGGUAAUGCAUCAGUAGCUCUAAGUUCUAAAGGCUCUGUCACUCUUCCCUAUAAGACCCCUUCUGACAUAAACGGAAGGUUGAACUCAACAACAACACCACACAGCAGAACAACUCCAGGCAGCAAAGCAACACCACACUCUCGCACAACCCCAUAUCCUCGCACCACCCCCAGAUCUAGGAACACUCCGCGGAACACUACACCGGGUAGUGUCACACCUCGUAACACCUCCACAACCAGUGUCUCAACCCCAGCACAACCGGACACACUCACUAUAGUGGCAGUAGUUCAAGGAAGAGGACACGCAAAGAGUGAAAUGGGUAUUGCUAGUAUCGACAUGAAGUCCCCUUCCAUAUCACUCUCUCAGUUCUCCGACACUGCCACUUUUGUAAGGACUCUAACCAAACUUAAUAUUCUCAAUCCUGUGGAGAUCAUCUUUCCCAGUACAUUAACAGAUGCUGGGAGUCAGUCGGAGCUAUACAAACUGGUGACUGAAGCAACUAGUUGCCCAAUAACUUCUGUUCAGCGAAAGUACUUCAAUGAGGGGCUGGGAGUGCAGUAUGCCAAACAUCUGUCAAUUGAUAACAUGGACGAUGUACAGACGAAGGAUAAAUACUACUGUCUAGCUGCAUUAGGCGCUCUUAUGAAGUACAUAGAGUUUAUCCAACACACGGUAUUCGCUGCACAUAGCAUACCAAUACGCUUCACAGGGUCUGAUAAAUGUACACUUAUUGAUGCUACAACCGCUAAACUUCUCGAAUUGGUAUGCAAUGCUGUGGACAGUAGAUCACAACAUACCUUGUUUGGAGUUUUGAAUAAAACUAAGACGUCAGGUGGAGCAAAGCUGUUGCGGUCGACGAUACUACAGCCUCCAUCUGACCUGGAUACAAUCACUCUACGCCAGGACUGCGUAGAUGAACUGCUUCAUAACGAGGAACUCUUCAACAAUCUGGAGUCUGUGCUGGGUAGAUUUGUUGAUGUGGAUACUACUAUCUCUCUUCUAAUCCAGGUACCCAAACAAGAGUCUCUGAAAACUGCGGAGAACCGUAUCAUGCACAUAAUAUGUUUGAAACACCUCCUGGAACUGGUUAAACCCCUAUCCAAUGCCAUCAAAGACAGCCAGAACAACCUUUUUAAAGCAAUGUUUGAGAAUCUGCAAGACGAAAGGUUCAGCGAGAUGAAGUCUAAAAUAGACAAGAUAAUCCACGAGGACACAUACUACCAGAAGGGAGCACUGAACAUGCGAACACAGAAAUGUUUUGCUGUUAAACCAAACCUGAAUGGUUUGUUAGACGUCGCCAGGAGAACUUAUUCGGAGAUGGUUGACGAUGUUGCGGAGACCAUCAAGAAGCUGGCACAAAAGUACAACCUCCCCCUCAAGACUGGGUUCACUUCUUCACGAGGGUUUUAUAUUAUCAUCUCCAUGAAAGUCGUUCCGGAUCUACCCUCGGUCUUUGUUAAGGUGCUGAAACAGAAGAACGGGGUGACCUGUACUACCGGAGACUUGAUAAAACUAAACGACAGAAUCAACGACUCUCUUAACGACAUCUACCUUAUGACGAACGAGGUAACGAAAGGUUUGCUACAAGAGAUUUACCCGCUUGUGGGCUGUCUCUACAAGCUGUCGGAAUGUACUGCUAUGCUUGACAUGAUAACAUCCUUCGCUGCUGUCUGUGCAUUGUCUGACUUCAUCAGACCGGAAUUCACCGACACCAUGGCUCUAAAAGACUCUGUCCACCCGAUUAUCAGUAAAAUAGACUCUGUCACUGUCCCUAACGAUGUGUUCGCUUCUUCUUCCAGUUCAUUCAACAUCAUCACCGGCCCCAACAUGAGUGGCAAAAGCACUUACAUCAAGCAGAUAGCACUUCUCCAGGUCAUGGCUCAGGUGGGAUGCUUCAUCCCAGCCUCGUACGCGUCCCUAAAACUGGUCGAUAAUAUUUUCUCCCGUAUCGGGUGCGAUGAUGAUAUCGAGACAAAUGCCUCGACCUUUACACUGGAGAUGAGGGAGAUUAAGUAUAUUUUGGAUAACGUCACCGACAAGAGUUUAGUUAUAGUAGACGAGUUGGGGCGUGGCACUGGUGUGGAGGAGGGUGCAGCACUCUGUUUUGCAAUCUCCGAACACAUCCUAACCCGGGCCAAACCUUUUGUUUUCUUCGUCACACACUUUCAGGAGUUGGAACAUCUUGAGAAUAUCUAUCCCAAUGUGGUCAACUAUCAUUUUCAGGUUAACUACGAGUUGGCACCCGGAUCAACUUGUGAGAAAGUACAAUUCCUUCGAAAGUUGAGCAAAGGACCAGGUCCUCAUCGAAACUACGGUAUAAAACUCGCUAAACUCUCCGCCCUGCCGUCAGAAAUCACUUCAGAGGCGGAGAAACUUUCGGCUGAGCUGAGGAAAAAGUGUGGCUACUCGGCUGUCCCUCAGAAAAAUGAAAGAGAAAUAAACGAACAAAAUGUCUACUCACUCGCCGAACAUCUCCUGCAGGCCGUGAAAAACACUGCUAUGAGCGGGGAGGAAAUGAGGAAUUAUUUAAAGAAUUUACAGGAGGAAUGUAUGAAGAUGAAUGAUUCUAGAACGACGGAAGGGAGUGAUGGGAUGACGUCGAAUGAGGUCUCGUUUGACAGUUCUGCUAAUAAUCAGAGCAACUCGUCUGUCGAAUUCCAACUGAAUAAUGACAUGACUGAUACACACGUUGUUGGCAGGACACUUCUAGGAAAGGGCUUGAGGCGCCCAAGAGAUAUAACCUCUGAAAACCAGACCGACAACGAACUCGAAGAAUCUUUUGGUCUAACCGAUAAAAGGCGGCAAUACAGUGUCGAGUACACAACUACAAAAACAUCAUCCGAUGAUAUGUUGAGACGGUCCAAUAUUGAAGACUCCGAUUCGAAAACAGAUCAAUAUGCAAACACAGGACAUCAAUACCACGAGGUAGAUUACUCUGAAACGUUGGAUGAGAUCCGGGGAAAUGGACAACGUUUUAACGUUGAGUAUUCCACGUCUAACGGUCAAACGUUCGAUUCCUCUGAGGAAAGGAACUUUCAAUUCCAUGAGUCAUCUUCCUCCGGCAUGUCCAGUGAUGUUGCUAAGUUUUACACUGGAUUGUCUGUCAAAAGAAAGCUUCGUUAAUUUAAGAUUUACAUAGUUAUAUAUUUUGAUACUGUUCGUUACAAAGUUAUAACAAAGUUCUUUAAUUUGUAACAUAAUGGGAAAUGCUUUCCAAAUCUUGUUUCAGAUAAUUGUUAAUUAAUACGGUGAACAGAUCGUGGUAAAAUGCGAGUCUGGUUAAUGGUUAAUGGUUAUAUGUUGUUGGGUUAAAUUUGUUUAAUUUGAAAAUUAAACAAAAAUUUCUUUAAUACAUUUUUCUGCGAGGUUUUGAGGUUUUCAAAGGUUUUUUUUUUCAUCUCAGCAAGUGUAUACUUAUUAUGAAGGGUUUAUACAUUACAUACUACAUAGUGGUGUCAACAUUUUUGUUUUUUAGGUACAGUUUUGAAAUCGUUGUAUUAGCAUGUUGAAGAUUAUGUUUUGUCAAUAUCUAUAAUUGUACCGUAAUCAUUUUACAAGCAAUGAUAAUUGAUAAUUUUAAAUGGUUUUGUAAAUCCGAAAUUUCUGA
Molecule: messenger RNA, 3740 nt
Organism: Bolinopsis microptera
Lineage: Eukaryota; Metazoa; Ctenophora; Tentaculata; Lobata; Bolinopsidae
Product: mutS protein homolog 4-like
Biological process (GO): reciprocal meiotic recombination; mismatch repair
Cellular component (GO): nucleus
Molecular function (GO): ATP binding; mismatched DNA binding; ATP-dependent DNA damage sensor activity
Source: RefSeq, a predicted model, not a curated record